AUGAAUUCAUUCACAGAUGUAUUCAACGAAUUUUCCCAAUAACAUAAUCAAUAAUUCAAAUUGAGAGAUUUAUUAGCAUUCUUGGAUUCAAAAUGUUAGAAUGGAUAUUUUGAUCGUGAUGUAUUUCAAUAGUUAAUUGAUUAAAUACCAGGAGCUUAAUCACAAUAGCAGUGUACAAUUAACUAACUGAUUUAUGUGAUGAAGAAAGCUUAUGAAGUCUUAAACGAUAAGAUAAAUAAAGGCUAACAAAUUAUAGAUCAAAGAAAUAUCGAACUUAGAGCAUAUCAAGACAAAUUAAGAUAAUCUCAAACUAGCAGUCUCACUAAUACCAAUAAAUUAAAUAUCGAAAUUCUUGAUGCUGAGAUUUUUUAUCAAGGGAGUGGAUAAUUGUAAGUGAGUGUAGAGUGCAUGACAACCGUAAAUUAUCCGGUAGAUAAAAACCUUAAUGGAAUGAAUGCUUUGAAUUGUAUUUAAUCUAAAAUAUUUAGCAACGCAAAUGAAUCUGCAAUCUUAAAAUUCAUCUUAUUAGAUACUGAAUUACUACAAAAAAGAGGUCUAGGCGGAGUUGCCUACCUUGAUAUUAAUACAUUUAAUGAUUAAAUGCUUCAUGACAUCCAUGUCAAUCUUACAGAUGAAAGUAACUCUGUUAUUAGAGCUAAAUUGCAUAUAAAAGUUUAGUGGAUUCAUUCAAAAAAUAAAUACUUGAUUGAUUUAAUCAAUGAGAAUACAGUCCAAAUCAAUCUAUUGGAGUAGGAAUUGAAUGAUCAUGUUAUAGAUUUGGAAAUUAUUGCCUAACCUUUUAGACAGGAAUUAAAAGUUCCUAAUGUAGGUAUUUCAACCUAUUAAUCAUAACCAAAUUAAUAAUAAUAGUUACUAUAUCAAUCUUAAAAUGGAGCUUAAUCCAUUGAUGAAAGAUAAAUAGAUAGGCUUGUUUAAAUCUCUUUGUUGUUAACGAUUCUCUAUUUAAUUAUUGGCCUACUUAAUAGUAUCUACCGAACUAUCUAUCUGGAUUACAUUGUAAUAUUUUACUGCUUUCUAUUUUAUUAAAAAAACUUUAGAUUGCAAUCUUUACUGCAUAUUAAAAUAAUAAUGGCUAUGCUAAUUGUUGCCUUGAUCCAAGACAUUGUCUGGUUGGCUAUUUAUAGCACUCCUUACUUAGGAGAGUUUAAUCCACAUUAUGAUCAUUUGGAAUAUGGAAUAUAAAAAUAUUAGGUGAUACUAAGUGGAUUGCUUUUAUUAUGCAAAAUUAUUGUAUUAAUAUUUUAUGUUCAUAUAUACUCUACAUACCCAGACAAACAAACAUAAAUUUAUGAUCAAUAAUGGUAAUCAAUUUUUGGAUUGAAACAAGGUAGAGAAAUAAAUGUUUAUCGAAAUUAUUAUUGA
Molecule: messenger RNA, 1383 nt
Organism: Paramecium tetraurelia
Lineage: Eukaryota; Ciliophora; Oligohymenophorea; Peniculida; Parameciidae
Exons: 7
Source: RefSeq, a predicted model, not a curated record